Messenger RNA from Rhipicephalus microplus (southern cattle tick), 744 nucleotides. RefSeq lists its product as uncharacterized. NCBI's taxonomy places the organism in Eukaryota, Metazoa, Arthropoda, Arachnida, Ixodida, Ixodidae. The record is from RefSeq and is a predicted model, not a curated record.
CGCAGUGUGUUGGGUACCGUGUGUAUCCGGCAUCGCCGGUAGCGCCCGUUCAGUUUCUGCGCGAGCAACUGCGCAGGAACUCGGCGAAGUGUGCCCCGAAGCCUGUGUGAAAAGCGUUGCUCGCAUCCAUCGAGCGCUGGAGCUAACGGUGAUAACCGACAGCUACGUCAUCGGGCGUUUGCCCGAUGAACGCGCGAGGCGGCAACAGCACAUCAGGGAGUGUCAUUUUCGGUGUGGUGUCCGUCGUGCGUCCCGAACACAUGUGGAUGCCGCGUGCCCUGUUGGUGGUCUGCGUCGUAGCGCUAAUCAUCGUGUCCUGCCUGGUCGGGCUCUAUGUGGCGGGAAUACUGCGACGACGCGGAAUGUUCUCGCAAAGGGACCCUAAUGGGCCGGGUGGUAACAGCGGCUACCCGUCCGGCUACGAAUUCGGAUGGCAGCAAGCACCGCGGUGUACAACAAGUGGAACUCCAGUAGCCUACUCCUGUGCGGCGGCCACGCCGACGUGGCAGUAUCCUGCGCCAAACGCAUACGGAGCGCAGCAAGGAUACUCUGGACAGCCGUGGGCAGCUCAGCAACACAGCUACCCGCCACCGUAUUACCCGCCGGGAACUGCAGCGCCCAAGAACGUGGCCCCGCUGUACCCCGUUUAGAGCGUACCAAACUACCGCUAAGCCUUUGUGUUCCACAUAAGUACCGCUUAGAAGCGGAAGUUUUGAAAGCAUUUUUCACUCGUCGAAUUUUUAC